Molecule: messenger RNA, 2715 nt
Organism: Phascolarctos cinereus (koala)
Lineage: Eukaryota; Metazoa; Chordata; Mammalia; Diprotodontia; Phascolarctidae
Gene: KCNJ14
Product: potassium inwardly rectifying channel subfamily J member 14
Biological process (GO): regulation of monoatomic ion transmembrane transport; potassium ion import across plasma membrane
Cellular component (GO): plasma membrane
Molecular function (GO): inward rectifier potassium channel activity
Source: RefSeq, a predicted model, not a curated record
ACUCCCCGCCCCCUCCUGUCCCCUCCCUGACACACAGACGUUCUCCCUCAAGGGAGCUGGGUCCUUCACACGGGACACACAGAAGAUCCUGCUGAGCGGGAUGGGGGCCGCUGGCCCCAGCAGGUGCCCUACCACCUGCUAGCCCCCAUGGGGGUGUCCCGCGUCCUGCGGCGCCUGAGUGGCGUCCCCUCGUCUGCAGAGGAGGACCAGGGUGAGGGAGGCGGCUUGGCAGCCUGCCGCAAUGGGCGCUCCCCCGCGGGCGCCGAAGUGGGCCUGGGCCCCCGGCGCAGGGGCCGCUUUGUCAAGAAGGACGGCCACUGCAACGUUCGCUUCGUCCACCUGGGGGAGCACGGGGCGCGCUACCUCAGCGACCUGUUCACCACCUGUGUGGACGUCCGCUGGCGAUGGAUGUGUCUGUUCUUCUCCUGCUCCUUCGUGGCCUCCUGGCUGCUCUUCGGCCUGGCCUUCUGGCUCAUCGCUUCCCUGCAUGGGGACCUGGCUGCGCCCCCGCCGCCUGCGCCCUGCUUCUCGCAAGUGGGCAGCUUCCUGGCCGCCUUCCUCUUCGCCCUGGAGACCCAGACGUCUAUCGGCUAUGGGGUGCGCAGCGUGACGGAGGAGUGCCCGGCCGCAGUGGUGGCCGUGGUCCUGCAGUGCAUAGCAGGCUGCGUGUUGGACGCCUUUGUGGUGGGGGCCAUCAUGGCCAAGAUCGCCAAACCCAAGAAGCGUAAUGAGACGCUAGUAUUCAGUGAAAAUGCGGUGGUGGCCCUGCGCGACCACCGCCUCUGCCUCAUGUGGAGGGUGGGGAACCUGCGGCGGAGCCACCUGGUGGAGGCGCAUGUCCGAGCCCAGCUGCUUCAGCCUCGCGUUACCCCAGAAGGCGAGUACAUUCCCCUCGAUCACCAGGAUGUGGACGUGGGGUUUGACGGGGGUACAGACCGCAUUUUCCUGGUGUCGCCCAUCACCAUCGUCCAUGAGAUCGACGCUUCCAGCCCUCUGUACGAGAUGGGCCGAGCUGAGCUGGCCAGGGCAGACUUUGAGCUGGUGGUCAUCCUGGAGGGCAUGGUGGAGGCCACAGCCAUGACCACCCAAUGCCGCUCCUCCUAUCUGCCAGGGGAGCUUCUGUGGGGCCACCGCUUCGAGCCUGUGCUCUUCCAGAGAGGGGCCCACUACGAAGUGGACUACCGUCACUUUCACCGAACCUACGAGGUGCCUGGGACCCCCAUCUGCAGUGCCCGGGAGCUAGAAGAGCGACAGGCCCUGGGGGACAGUGACAGCCCUGGGCCCAAAGGGGGCCUGCCCGGUACCCUGGCUGCCUUCUGCUAUGAAAAUGAGGUGGCCCUCAGCUGCUGCCAGGAAGAGGACGAGGUGGAGGAGGAGAGGGGUGAAGCCCAGGUGGAGGUCAGCUCCAAGGCCUCCACCCCACCCCCAUCUCCUGAAUUGACCCCACCCCCCUGAAGGAAGACUGACAGAGCUGGGAGACUGCAAUUCCCAGUGUCUAGGACCUUGGCUGUCUCAGGGGCCCACUGUGUCACCCCCCCCUUCCCCGGGGAUGUGGGAGUUGUAGUCCUAGGUCAGGGAGGAGCUGGAUUCUAGGCCCAGGGACUUCCCUACAGGCCUAGAGCCCCUUCCCUGGGGCAUAGGCUAGGAUGGAUGGGGUAGCAGUGCAUGCUUCCCAGACCCUGGACUUUAGGAAUGGGGGAGGUGGCUUUGUGGGUGGAACCUUCUGGAUGAUUUCAAUCAGUAGCUCCUCCUCACCACUUUCCCAAGGAGGGGGAAUGAGGACCCCCCCCUCCCUUCUGCCCUAUUGUUACCCUCAGCACUUUUUUUCCUCCCAAGCCCCUUCCUUCUGGGAUCAAUCCUGCCGCCAGGAGUCCAAGAGGCAGGGAGUGGCCAGGGUUGUUCUAGACCCCCACCCCCACCCUCAAGAAGACAAUGGGACCCAGGAAGCCCAUUGGUUCAGACUGGGUUUGCAGACAGGACAAGCCAUGGAGGGCCCUGGGCCCAUGGGGCCGUAAAGAGCCUAGCUUGGCCUCUAGGCUGAGCAGGAAGCAUCCUGGAUGCACGGGGCCACCAACUAGCCAAUGACUUUCUCCAGAAUGCUGUGCAUAUAUACCUAUCUACAUAUAUCUGUAUAUCUGUAUUCUCCCUAAUUUUUCCUGGUUUUGCUGCAGAAGGGGGGGGGGGGAAAGAGUGGCCUUGGCCUCAGGAGGGAGGUCACUCUGGGCAGGCAGGGGAAAUGAGCUUUGGAGGCAGAUGCCCCAGGCUGGAAUCCUGGCUUGGCUCCCUGUGCCCAAGUGACGUGGGCCAGCCCCUUUCCCCUCUGUUUUCUCCUGUUAACCAAAGGGGGUUGGAAUGUAUUCCCCUUGAGCUUUGCCAGCUGGGGAGCCUAUGACCUCUGUGCCCUGGGAGGUGGCAUCGCAGGCAGGCUGGCUGGCCUUCCAGGGCUCACUGGGACUUUUCUGGAAGGCCCUAGAGCAAAGCAGGUGGUGUUUCUGUUAGGACCUGCGUGGCCUCUGGACACUGGAAAGGCUGCAGCAUGAGUCACCCUAGACUGAGCUGUGGCAAAGGGCCCAGGCCCUGGGCUGGGCUGCCCUGCCUUGCCCCUGCCUCAGCUCUGGGGCAAGUGUGGAGGACACUCAAGGACCCUGGGGUCCUUUCCAUCAUUGCCUGGGGGUGGAGGGAACCGGCUUGCCCUUGCCCCCAGAAUAAAGAGUU